UUUGUUGUUUAACCUCAUUUAUUCCUAACAUAUGAUUCUGUCACAUACUGACACCCACAAUUGCAACUGAAAUAAGUUCAGGUCUUGAUUCUCUGUAUGUUAUUUUGUAAUUUUUUGGUUUAUUAGGCCUACCUCAUUUGUUCAGAACCUAACCGUAAAGUAGGCCUACCUUGUGUUCCUAUUGGUGGAGAGGUUCUAGAGCAGACACCACUGUGGUAUAGACAUAUUGUAUAUUUCCUGUUAUUUGAAGGCUCAGUUUAGUUGUGAUGUGAAGCUCAUGUUGUUUUAGCAAGAUGUCUGCACCCUCUCUGUGUUGUGCAAUCUUCCUCUGUCUCCUUUGCAGCACCCUGGCUGAGAAAGGGAACAAGGGACUGCUGGUCCGAAAGCAGGAGGGAGACACUAUGACCAUCCACUGCAGCACCUCUCUGCCAGACCAAGAAAACCUGAGUGUGUACAUGCGCCUGACAAAAGAGAUUCAAGUCCUCUACUUUCACCAGGAAACAGAAAAAUUUAUCCUCCACGAGAGGUUCAAACUCAGAUUGAUGACUAAUGGAAGACUCAACAAAAUGGACAUCACCAUCACAAACCUGACCAUAGAAGACUCUGGGUCCUACUGGUGUGUGUACAGUGUUUAUAAGAAAACCAAGCUUGAGAAGACUGAGGGGGAAGGAGCUGUUUUGCUGGUGGUGAAUGAUGAGGAGUGUAACCAGAAUGACGCGUCCUCAGGGCUAGGAAUGUCCUGGUAUAUGGUCCUGGUCUCAGCUGUCACUGCUGGCUCUGUGCUUCUCCUGAGUCUGCUCAUCCUCUUCAUCUGGGUCAUCCCCAGGUGUUUUCAUUCACAUAGUAGAGAAGUGACAGUAGUCCAGUUCGAUGGACAGCUAAUAAACGAGACACACACCUGCACAGGAUGAAGAUACGAUUGACGUUUUCCAGCAACAGACAGGAGGCCUCUACUAGCAUGUCAAGUACUCCCCCACAUCUUCCUACACCCCCCAGACGGCUGCUUUGCAGCUUGUCCCAUUUCCCACCACAGAACCAAUACCAUGCGGAAGAAGUCCUGCUCACAGUUAUACAUAACUGUUGAUCUAUAGUGUUUUCAUUCUUGCCUUUGUUUCCUUCCUGUUUUGUAAAUAAACAACCUCCGCUAAAACAACUCAGAUUUGAGUAACAUUCAUACAAGGUGUGCUGCGAAUGAACGCUGCAAGAUCCAGCUCUUAAAAAGUCCAUUGUUUUGGUGACUGGUUGGUUAUCACUUACUCAGAGAUCAAGAAAAGUUAUUUUCCACCCCGUUCACUGUUUGAGAAUAUGACUGGUUUGUUAUUCAACUUCAUUUUCUGUUUUCUGUUUCAGAAAAUGGGUUUUCUAUCUUUUUCUAUAUAGUAGUGGUUGUGUAGAAUGAAACAUGUCUUGGACAUAGUUUGACUAGGCCAUGCUUGUAAUAAGGAAACCCUGAAGAGAUGUUUUAGUGCAGGUAAACAUCUCUAUUGUCUCAUAAAUGUCUUGUUAAAAUAAAGUUAUUCUCU
Salvelinus namaycush (lake trout) is the source of this 1523-nucleotide messenger RNA. RefSeq lists its product as uncharacterized. Lineage: Eukaryota; Metazoa; Chordata; Actinopteri; Salmoniformes; Salmonidae. The record is from RefSeq and is a predicted model, not a curated record. Gene Ontology annotation, molecular function: signaling receptor activity. Bases 294 to 911 code for a protein of 205 amino acids. Gene Ontology annotation, cellular component: membrane. The transcript has 5 exons. Gene Ontology annotation, biological process: adaptive immune response.